ACGAUGGCUGUGGCGGCGGCGGCGGCGGCGGCGGCGGCCGGGCGGGGUUGGGGAGCUGCGGUCGGGCUGUGCAGGCGAUUCUGUCAUGUGAUGAAUCCAUACAACAGUAAGAAACCACCUCUACACCUAUUUAUAGGAAGGCCACUUUCCCCACCACAUGCAGCCCUGGGUAACACAGUGCGAUUCAUGUUUAUUCAAACACAAGACACCCCAAAUCCCAACAGCUUAAAGUUUAUCCCAGGAAAGCCAGUUCUUGAGACAAAGACUAUGGAUUUUCCUACUCCUGCUGCAGCAUUUCGCUCCCCACUGGCGAGGCAGCUAUUCAGGAUCGAAGGAGUAAAAAGCGUAUUCUUUGGACCAGAUUUUAUUACUGUCACAAAGGAAAAUGAAGAGUUAGACUGGAAUUUACUGAAACCAGAUAUUUAUGCAACAAUUAUGGACUUCUUUGCAUCUGGCUUACCUCUAGUGACUGAGGAAACACCUUCAGGAGAAGCAGGUGACAUUGUGUUAAGGUCUGAAGAAGAUGAUGAAGUUGUGGCAAUGAUUAAGGAAUUAUUGGACACUCGAAUACGGCCAACUGUGCAGGAAGAUGGCGGCGAUGUGAUCUACAAAGGCUUUGAAGAUGGCAUCGUGAAGCUGAAGCUCCAGGGCUCCUGCACCAGCUGCCCUAGCUCCAUCAUCACCCUAAGAAAUGGCAUUCAGAAUAUGCUACAAUUUUAUAUUCCAGAGGUAGAAGGCGUAGAACAGGUAAUGGAUGAUGAAUCAGAUGAAAAAGAAGCAAACUCACCUUAAAACCCUCUGGAUUUUCUUUGUGCACAGCUGUGGACUUACUGAUAAUAUAACAAGCUUCUAUUCUUAAUCUGUUUUGGAACUUGAUGAUUAAUAAAGUAUGCCCUUUCCUCAAGUAUAAAUACUA
This is a messenger RNA of Jaculus jaculus (lesser Egyptian jerboa), 916 nucleotides long. RefSeq names its product NFU1 iron-sulfur cluster scaffold (gene Nfu1). NCBI's taxonomy places the organism in Eukaryota, Metazoa, Chordata, Mammalia, Rodentia, Dipodidae. The record is from RefSeq and is a predicted model, not a curated record. Gene Ontology annotation, molecular function: iron ion binding; iron-sulfur cluster binding. Bases 4 to 792 code for a protein of 262 amino acids. Gene Ontology annotation, biological process: iron-sulfur cluster assembly. The transcript is spliced from 8 exons. Gene Ontology annotation, cellular component: mitochondrion.